AUGAUUUCUCUUACCUUCUUUUUAGCUACGAUUGUGUUCCUCGUUUUCGUUCUUCAACUUUUCUCAUACUUCAAAAGAAACAAAAAAUCUCAUCCUAAUUUACUACCUUACCCUCCAAGUCCACCAGCAAUACCAAUAUUUGGCCAUCUUCAUCUCCUCAAACCACUCAUUCACCAUGCCUUCCGCGACCUCUCCGAUCGAUAUGGCCCUCUUAUAUCCCUUCGACUUGGCUCCGCUCGAUUCAUCGUUGUUAACACUCCAUCACUCGCCAAAGAGUUUCUCAAAAAUAAUGAGCUAACUUUCUCGCAUCGUAAAAUGAACAUAGCCAUCAACAUGAUUGCUUAUGAUGAUGCAACUUUUGCUUUCGCCCCUUAUGGAGAAUAUUGGAAAUUCAUUAAAAAGCUCAGCACUACUGAGCUUUUAGGUGCCCGAACAAUAGGACAAUUCCUACCAAUCCGAACCCGGGAACUCCAACAACUCAUUCAAACAUUGGCGAAAAAAUCUAAGGCUGAAGAAAGUGUGAACCUUUCCCAAGCUUUGUUGAAGCUUUCUAACAACAUAAUAUCAAAGAUGAUGCUGAGCAUUGAGGCCUCAGGGACAGACAACCAAGCAGAAGAAACUAGGGCUUUAGUUCGCGAGGUAACAGAAAUAUUCGGCGAGUUUAAUGUUUCGGAUUUUAUAGGAAUUUUCAAGAACUUCGACUUGAAAAGUUUAAAAAAAAGAGCCUUGAACAUACACAAGAGGUAUGAUGCUUUGUUGGAGAAGAUUAUUUCUGAUCGCGAGAAUUCGAGAAGAAUAGCCAAGUUAGAAGGUGGUUAUGAGGAUGAAGAGAAAGUGAAAGAUUUUCUAGACAUUUUGCUUGAUGUCUCUGACGAGAAAGACUACGAAGUAAAUUUUACUAGAAACCAUAUCAAAUCAUUGAUCUUGGAUUACUUUACAGCGGCUACUGAUACUACUGCCUUAUCAUUAGAAUGGACAGUAUCAGAACUGUUUAACAAUCCAAAGGUGUUGAAAAAAGCUCAAGAAGAAGUUGAGAGAGUAACAAGAAAUGAAAGACUAGUGUGUGAAGCAGAUAGUUCAAACCUUCCUUAUAUACAUGCAAUCAUAAAAGAAACAAUGAGGCUUCACCCUCCUAUACCGAUGUUAAUGAGGAAAGGAUCAAAAGAUUGUGUUGUUGAUGGAAAAAUGAUUCCAAAAGGAUCAUUGGUUUGCAUGAACAUUUGGGCUAUGGGAAGAGACGAAAAGAUAUGGGAAAAUCCAUUAGAGUUUAGGCCAGAGAGAUUCAUAGAAAGUGAUAUAGAUGUGAAAGGACAUCACUUUGAGUUGUUGCCAUUUGGUUCUGGAAGGAGGGCUUGCCCUGGUAUGCCUUUGGCCAUGCGUGAAUUGCCAACUUUUAUUGGAGCUUUGGUGCAAUGCUUUGAGUGGAAGAUGUUUGAUUCUGAUAGUAAAAUCUUAGGUUAUGGAAAAAAGAUUGAUAUGGAUGAACGGCCAGGAUUGACUGCUCCUAGGGCUAAUGAUCUUAUUUGUAUUCCAGUUGCAAGGUUCAAUCUUGAUCCUUUGCUUCAACUUUAG
Vicia faba (fava bean) is the source of this 1572-nucleotide messenger RNA. The record is from the annotation of a GenBank genome assembly. NCBI's taxonomy places the organism in Eukaryota, Viridiplantae, Streptophyta, Magnoliopsida, Fabales, Fabaceae.